GCUGUAGACUGUCAGAGAAUGAACGACUGCGCUAUCACAUUGCCCGCUGAAGACAAGUGGUUGAAUUUCCGGAAUAUAAACCACAAGAAACGAGUGCCCUUUAUCGUCUACGCGGACCUCGAAUGUGUGCUGCGGAAGACGCAAUAUGAUACAGAGCAAGCGUCGUACACAUAUCAACAACAUGAGGUAUUCAGCAUCGGGUAUUACGUGCGAUGCUCGUACGACAACGCGUUAUCCGCGUACCGGUUUCGUCGCGAUAAAGAUUGCCUCGCGUGGUUCACUAAACAACUUGAAGAAUUAGCGUAUAACGUUAAGACUCGUUUAUCAACUAAUGUCCCCAUGGAAACAUUAUCGGAGGAACAAUUGGAGGCAUACCGUAGCGUGACGCAGUGUCAUAUCUGCGAUAAGCCAUUCGCAUCGGAUGACAUGCGGGUGCGCGAUCAUUGUCAUUUGACCGGUCGUUAUCGCGGUCCUGCACAUUCUCUCUGCAAUUUAAAUUAUCAAAAUGCUUCAUACAUGCCAGUUAUUUUUCAUAAUUUAUCUGGAUACGAUUCGCAUUUCAUUAUUAAGGAAAUAGCCACGGCGUUCAAAGGGAAGACCGACGUACUCCUCAUCACAAAAGAAAAGUACAUUUCUUUUACAAAACAUGUCGUAGACACAGCUGAUAAAUUAGAUCCACACAAUUACAUAAAACUACGGUUCAUAGAUACAUAUAAAUUUUUAAAUACUAGUCUCGAAAAAUUGGCAUCAUUUCUAAGCAAAGAAAAAUUAAAAAUUGUACGUUCUGAAUUUUUACACUUAUCUGACGAGGAUUUCGAUUUAUUGACGCGAAAAGGUGUAUUUCCGUAUGAGUACGUUGACUGCGUUAACAAGCUGCAGGACACGUGUUUACCGCCGCGCGAAUCAUUUUUCAGUUCCCUGACCUCUGAUACUGUAUCCGAGUGCGAUUACAUGCACGCCGAGAAUGUCUGGAAGCGAUUCAAACGUUGGGUGAAUACAGCGAUCUAUAUUUGAAAACGGAUGUGUUAUUGUUAG
Messenger RNA from Monomorium pharaonis (pharaoh ant), 1035 nucleotides. RefSeq lists its product as uncharacterized. Lineage: Eukaryota; Metazoa; Arthropoda; Insecta; Hymenoptera; Formicidae. The record is from RefSeq and is a predicted model, not a curated record. Gene Ontology annotation, molecular function: nucleotide binding; DNA binding; DNA-directed DNA polymerase activity. Gene Ontology annotation, biological process: DNA replication. The transcript has a single exon. The coding region runs from base 19 to 1014 and encodes 331 amino acids.